AUGGAACCCGCCACUGCACUUACGACUACAGAUCUAGGUGAUGGUGAUAAUGAUGAAAUUGGCUGGGAACAUGACGAGGAAUCAGCACCGAGUGCACUAUUUGCCGCGGAAGAAGAGCAGCCUACAGCAGAUGCUGCCGAUACAGAUGAUCAUACCCAGGAUGGCAUCCAGGAAAUUGGAACCACGGCCAAUGAGUUCCCUUCCAUCACAGUCCACUACAAAGGAGAAGAAUUCCCCUUUCUAGCGCAUUCCAACGGCUUCUUUUCCGAUGCUUCUAUUCUAGACGAGACGAUGGAUAAGCUCCUGUCAUCACUGCGCACAGAGUUGGAAAACGAGCUCACCGAACAAGACGAGGUUGUCUUCCAAGUCGACGAGCUAGGUCUUGAAUUUUCCCAGUCUUCUCUCCAAGACUCUAUGGCGUCCUUGACGCUACGACAAAUCCUUGAAAUCUUUGACUUGCUUGUAAAGAACCAAGAUCCGGAUAACAGCCGCACCCUUUUUACAUAUGUCAUCAUCCGCCCCAAUACGAUUAAACGCUACGAGGCACUUGUCGAAAGUGCCGCUUCUGGAAAGGGUCUGGAUGAGGUCAUUCACCUGUUCCAACCAACCCUUCCGUCACCCGACACCGGCACAGCAGACCACAGUGAGGACUACGACAGCCCAGAAGUCGAGGGGUUCAGAACACAAGAAGCUGAAGUAGAUGAGGAUGAGAAUGACGACGAAGACGACAACAACAACGAUGAGGAAGAUGAAGAUGAAGACAACGAUGAAGCUGACGAUAUCGAGGAGGAAGUCGAAGUCGAAGUCGAAGCUGAAGCUGAAGACUCAGAGGAGCCUGAUGCCGACGAGUCUGAAACACUUGAUCUGGACGAUAUGCAGGAACCAAACCAUAUGGAAGAAGGCGACGGAGCCGAUGGAGAGGAACCUGAGCACGAACAUCUCGAUGAAGUCAUAUUCGAAGAGGCUGGUGCGCGCACUGAACCUGGCGCCGAAGAUGCCACCUAUUUUGAUGAGUCGCUUCAGGAUGAAGACGGCAAUGCUGCAGACGGGUUCUUCGGCCAGGACGUCACACUAGUCGCUACCGAUUUUGGCACAGUGGACGACGAUGUCGCUGAAGAAGAGGAGGAGGAUCUCGCCGCCGAUAUCCUUGCAUCAACAACCAACGAGGAUGAAAUGGGAGAAAUCGACUGGCAAGAAGACGAAGACGCCGAUGGCGGCGAGGCAGACGGAUCUUCGGUAAACGGUAAACGCCCGCGAGCCGAAGAUGGAGCCGGUGUUGAGGAUGAGCAAGAUGCCAAACGCGUUCGCUCAUAG
[Torrubiella] hemipterigena is the source of this 1314-nucleotide messenger RNA. The record is from the annotation of a GenBank genome assembly. Lineage: Eukaryota; Fungi; Ascomycota; Sordariomycetes; Hypocreales; Clavicipitaceae.